Striga asiatica is the source of this 2561-nucleotide messenger RNA. The record is from the annotation of a GenBank genome assembly. NCBI's taxonomy places the organism in Eukaryota, Viridiplantae, Streptophyta, Magnoliopsida, Lamiales, Orobanchaceae.
CCGUAAUACAGCUCAACUCCCAGCCUCAUAACUUAACUACCCACGUUUUUAACCCCGACAACCGUCCCCACCAUUCUGUUAUCCCCUCACUGGCCUUUCGCCCCUUCAGUUUCUCCCCCCACACACACACGCACUAAUAAAUAUUUUGAUACCUUUAUCCCUGCAACAAUGGCGUUAUUCGGGCCGGCCAUCUGGUUCUUCGCAGCCGCCUUUCUCCUUCAGUCCAGUGUCCUUGAGGCGGCCACCAAUAAACUCUACAUCGUACACAUGGAUAAAAACCUCAUGCCCAACACCUACAACACCCAAAGCGAUUGGUAUGCCGACCACUUACAAACCCUCACCGCCGCUAAACCGGAAAACAUCAUCUACACCUACAAGGACGCGUUCCAUGGCUUCGCUGCCGCCCUCUCCCCAGAGGAGGCCGAUGCCCUGCGCCAGUCGGACGCCGUCUUCGAGGUGUACGAGGACAUGGUGUACGAGCUCCACACCACGCGCACGCCGGAGUUUCUGGGGCUGACCGGGGAGCAGGCCGGCAACACUCUGCAGCGACUGAAUAAGGCCUCAUACGAUGUGAUCAUUGGAGUCCUGGACACCGGCGUCUGGCCGGAGUCGAAGUCCUUCAGAGACGACGGCAUGCCGAAAGUGCCCUCCCGGUGGGGCGGAACAUGCGAGAAAGGCUUCUGCAACCGGAAGCUAAUCGGCGCUCGAUCCUUCACCGAUGGAUACAGAAGGGCGGUGGGUAAAACUAACGAGUCAAUGUCCGCCCGCGACCUUGAAGGCCACGGCACGCACACGGCAAGCACCGCCGCUGGUGCCGUUGUUCCCAACGUCAGCCUCUUCGGCUACGCUAGCGGCAACGCUCGUGGAAUGGCUCCCCAAGCCAGGGUCGCUGCCUACAAAGUCUGCGGGGCGGAGGGUUGUAUGUCGUCAGACAUACUCGCGGGCAUUGACAGUGCGAUUAAAGACGGAGUCGACGUCCUUUCCAUGUCCCUCGGUGGUCAAGCCGUGCCGUACCACAAGGAUGUCAUCGCCAUCGGAGCUUUUGCGGCCAUGGAAAAGGGGAUCUUCGUCUCGUGCUCGGCCGGAAACUCCGGCCCAGGCGAGAGUACGGUCUCGAACGUCGCGCCGUGGAUUACGACCGUCGGCGCCAGCACAAUCGACCGGGAUUUCCCGGCUUACGUCGCUCUAGGCAACAACCAGAACGUCACGGGCGUGUCUUUGUACAGUGGGAAUGGCAUGGGCAAAAAGUUGGUAGAGUUAGUCUACAGGCCAAGCGGCAACGAGUCGAGCAAUCUGUGCCUGUGGGGGUCCCUUGACCGCGCCCAAGUGAAUGGCAAGGUGGUGUUGUGCGACAGAGGGGAGAACGCGCGGGUGCAGAAAGGGGCGGCGGUGAAAGCGGCCGGAGGCUUGGGGAUGAUACUGGCCAACACGGAGGAAAACGGGGAGGAGCUGGUGGCCGACAGCCACUUUCUGCCGGCCGUGGCGGUGGGGCAGAUGUCGGGGGAGGCGAUAAAAGAGUACCUGACAACACACAGGAAGGCGACGGCGGUGCUCAGCUUCGGGGGAACGAUGGUGAAUGUGAAGCCGGCGCCGGUGGUGGCGGCGUUCAGCUCGAGGGGCCCGAACUCGGUGACACCGGAGAUCCUCAAGCCUGACGUGACCGGGCCCGGCGUCAACAUCCUGGCGGCGUGGACGGGGGCAGCGAGUCCUACGGACCUGCCCGAGGACACCAGGAGAAGCCAGUUCAACAUCAUAUCAGGUACAUCGAUGUCGUGCCCGCACAUAAGUGGGCUGGCGGCCCUUGUGAAGGCUGCCCACCCAGACUGGAGCCCGAGCGCGAUCAAGUCGGCCCUCAUGACCACAGCCUACACCCUCGACAACACCCACUCCCCCAUCAGUGAUGCCGAGGACAAUUCCAGCGCAACCCCAUACGCAUUGGGCGCGGGCUACGUGGACCCAAUCAAAGCCCUCUCCCCGGGCCUCGUGUACAACAUCACCCCGCGCGAAUACCUCGCCUUCCUAUGCUCCCUCGGCUACAGUCCGAGGGAUAUCCUGGCCAUCACCAAGAACUACAAUCAUACGUGCGCCAGCCUUAAGUACAAGUUCAAGACCCCGGCCCAGCUCAACUACCCCUCUUUCUCCGUGGUGUUUAAAAACACCAGGGUCAUGCGUCUGACCAGGAAGUUGACCAGCGUGGAGCCCGGUGAAUCGGUUUACACUGUCUCGGUCAAGGCGCCCCCGAAUGUGAACGUGACCGUGAACCCAACGAGACUUCGUUUCAAGUAUGUCGGGCAAAGGUUGAGGUAUACGGUCACGUUUGUGUCCAGAAGUGGUUCGCGUGAGGAUGCGUCGUUCGGCUCGAUUUCUUGGAAAAAUGAGAAGAACACGGCGGUGACUAGCCCGGUUGCAUACUUAUGGGCCAGGAAUUGAGAUCCUUUCAUGCACCAUAGGUUAUUUACAGCAAGGGAAACCGAACCAAACCAAACAUUAUAAUGGCUUAUAUGUGGGCAUCUUGCGGGAGAUUUGUGUGGUACGGUGGACCUGAAGAAUAAAGGUUAUAU